AUGAGAUCACCAACGGCUACAGCAACUGCAACAUCAACAACACCUAAAAUAAAAAUAAAAAAGGAACAUGAACAACAAAAUGGACGACGAUAUUUUUCAGAAUAUUCCGUCGAAAGUGCCAAAUACCAAUCUGCCCUAAUUAUUUAUUCCGAAGAAAACAUUCCAGAGCUACAUAGACUAGAGAGGAACAUCAUUGUUGGAAAAUAUUCAGUAAAAAUUCGGCAACAGUGGUCUGCUCUUGGAGUUGCUGGUUCCGUCUGGGAUGCUGCCAUUGUUUUAGCAGAGUAUUCUCAAAAUGAUGAUCUAAAUGGUUUGAAUGUCAUUGAAUUAGGCUCAGGAACAGGAUUUCUAGGAAUAUUUUAUUCAAAACUUGGUGCAAAAGUUACAUUAACAGAUGUAGCAGAUUGCAUUCCAAACAUGGAACACAAUGUAGGGAUAAAUGAAGCCUCAGGAGCAGUCACUGUUAAAGAGUUGAAGUGGGGGCAGAACUUAUCUGAAUUCCAGGAUAAGUAUGACUUCAUAUUAGGGGCAGAUAUUGUUUACAUUGAAGAAACCUUCAAAGAUUUAUUAAAUACAUUACUUCACCUUUCUAAUUGCCAAACAAAAAUAUUCUUGUCCUGUAAGAUCAGAUAUAAAAAAGAUUCAAAGUUUAUUUCAAGCUUGUGUGACUAUUUUUCAGUUGAAACUGUUCAUUAUGAUGACAAAUAUGAUAUCACCAUAUAUUUGGCUAGGAAAAUUUGUUGA
Molecule: messenger RNA, 744 nt
Organism: Helobdella robusta
Lineage: Eukaryota; Metazoa; Annelida; Clitellata; Rhynchobdellida; Glossiphoniidae
Exons: 3
Coding region: 1-744 (247 amino acids)
Biological process (GO): peptidyl-lysine methylation
Cellular component (GO): cytosol; cytoplasm
Molecular function (GO): protein-lysine N-methyltransferase activity
Source: RefSeq, a predicted model, not a curated record